CCCUUUCUUCUCCUCCCUCCUCGCCGCCGCCGCCGCCGCCGCCGCCGCUGCCGCCUCAGCCUUCGCCCAGCCGCCGCCGCCGCCCGCUCCCGCCCGCGCGCGGCGGGAUGGACGAUCAAUCCAGGAUGCUGCAGACUCUGGCCGGGGUGAACCUGGCCGGCCACUCGGUGCAGGGGGGCAUGGCGCUGCCGCCGCCCCCGCACGGCCACGAAGGGGCGGACGGCGACGGCAGGAAGCAGGACAUCGGCGACAUCCUCCACCAGAUCAUGACCAUCACCGACCAGAGCUUGGACGAGGCGCAAGCAAAGAAACAUGCUCUGAACUGUCACAGAAUGAAGCCCGCGCUCUUCAGCGUCCUGUGUGAGAUCAAAGAGAAAACAGGGAUCACUCCUGGAGGUGCUCAGGGGAUGAUAUGGGAAUUGAACCCAGGUCUCAGCAUCAGAGGAGCCCAGGAGGAGGACCCUCCCGAUCCCCAGCUAAUGAGACUGGACAAUAUGCUUUUGGCAGAAGGGGUUUCAGGUCCUGAGAAAGGUGGGGGAUCGGCGGCAGCAGCUGCAGCCGCGGCAGCCUCUGGAGGUUCUUCAGAUAACUCUAUUGAACACUCAGAUUACAGAGCCAAAUUGACCCAGAUCAGACAAAUCUAUCACACAGAGCUGGAGAAAUAUGAACAGGCAUGUAAUGAAUUCACUACACAUGUGAUGAACCUUCUCCGAGAGCAGAGUAGAACACGUCCCAUUUCUCCAAAAGAGAUUGAAAGAAUGGUGGGCAUUAUCCAUCGAAAAUUUAGUUCCAUUCAGAUGCAGCUCAAGCAAAGCACUUGCGAAGCGGUUAUGAUUUUAAGAUCAAGAUUCCUUGAUGCCAGACGAAAAAGGCGUAACUUCAGUAAACAGGCCACAGAAAUCUUGAAUGAAUAUUUCUACUCGCACCUCAGCAACCCCUACCCCAGCGAAGAAGCCAAAGAGGAGCUGGCCAAGAAAUGCAGCAUCACAGUGUCCCAGGUAUCCAACUGGUUUGGCAACAAACGAAUCAGGUACAAGAAGAAUAUUGGCAAGUUUCAGGAAGAAGCGAACCUCUACGCUGCCAAGACAGCUGUGACCGCGGCGCAUGCAGUGGCCGCAGCUGUGCAAAACAACCAGACCAAUUCGCCCACCACGCCAAAUUCUGGUUCUUCUGGUUCUUUUAACCUCCCAAAUUCUGGGGACAUGUUCAUGAACAUGCAGAGUCUGAAUGGGGAUUCUUACCAAGGGUCCCAAGUCGGAGCCAAUGUGCAAUCACAGGUGGAUACCCUCCGUCAUGUUAUCAAUCAGACGGGCGGCUACAGUGAUGGCCUUGGAGGAAAUUCACUGUACAGUCCACACAAUUUAAAUGCUAAUGGAGGCUGGCAGGACGCAACCACCCCAUCUUCUGUGACUUCUCCUACAGAAGGCCCAGGAAGUGUGCACUCGGAUACCUCUAACUAAUCUCUGGCCACACUUUUCCCUGAGCUGACAUGCCUUGACAUGUGCAUUCAGAGCAAUAGGAGGAAAAGGAAAGCGUUUUUGUAGCCCACCAUCUACAGCUUUACUGUAAAACCUUGUCUUCUUAGAGAACUUGGGAAAUCUGUUUUUUAAGGAAUCAUAAUCAUUUGUAUUUAUACUUAAAAACACACUAUGUUAAAAAAGCACUUUAUCCAAUUAGGCCAAGAUUUAACAUUGUUAAACAGUCCUGUAGCUAUUUUAUCCUAAUUUAUUAUCAAUAUUUUACAUUCAUGGUUUCACGGUUGCCAAUGACUUGGCCUUAAGGGUAAAAAAAAAGUACAAUAUAUACAAAACCUCAAUCGUUCGAGCAAACGCAAAGCUUCACCUCACCUAAAUUGAACUUCCUGCAUAUUUCCAUCCUAGCCUGUGAACAUCUUUCUUUCAUAACACUAACGGAGUUGGAAUCCAAGAGCUGUUUGGCUCUCUCUCUCUUGAUGAAGGUCGUGUUUAGGAAUCUUCCUCGUCACGUUUGUGUUGCGAUCUCUUCUGUUCUAACUAGAUCAGAGACCGGUAGCAUCUUUUCCCUCUCUGAAGGCACCAGUGCCCAGGGCCCGGGCCGUAUUGCAGUUACGGAUCGAGGUGGUUCUGGGAGCUGGAGAUCCUGCUGCUGAUAGAGGUGACCCCGAGAUCCGCCUGGGCUUGGACCUGUGCGCAGAUUUGGCAAGGUUUGCUACGUCCUCUGGGCCUCGGAGGGCAGUGACGAAGGCCCGCUCUCUGGAGUGUUGUAUAUAGUGUAGCAAAAGAGUAUUUAUACAUCUCACCAAUCAGAACACAGCUUUAUUACCUCAUGCGAACUCAUACGAACCAAUAGAAUUUCAACAUGUUCUGUAGCUUAGAGUGCUCACUUACUACCUCUGAACAAUACUCACGCUGUAGUUUGUCUUCUUUCUUAUCUUUUUGCAUCUUGUAAUUAACUCUUUGUUUCCCUUCAUAAAAUGUAAUGUACAUUGUAAUCUUUUAAAAGAAAAAUCAGGGUUGCAUUUGCAACUUAAAAAAAAAAACAAACCGAGUGGAGACAUCGGGUCUUAACACAGGAUCGGUGAAACUGUUGUAAAUACUGAGAAAACAUUUCGAAUGUUCUUCAUCUUGUUAUUAAUUCAUGCAAAAGAAAAAAAGAAAAAAAAAGCUGCGACUAAUUGUGAUGCAUUCAGAUUUCAGUAUUCAGUACUGUAUAUUUCACCCUGUGUCAUGGGGCCCCUCUCCUAUCUCUUUUUGUAUUGUAUGCGAUUCUGAAACUGAUUGAGUCAUGAAAAUAAUUUGUGGCGGUGAUUCUAAUGUAUUAAAAACGUUUCGUGUUCCUUUCUAACUGGAUUACACCCUGGAUUGAAAAAGUCUUCCUUGUGGUAGUUACAUGUAGUUUCAAACAUGAAUAAACUUUUUGCUUUCAUGAUUA
This is a messenger RNA of Sorex araneus (European shrew), 2910 nucleotides long. RefSeq names its product PBX homeobox 3 (gene PBX3). Gene Ontology annotation, molecular function: RNA polymerase II cis-regulatory region sequence-specific DNA binding; DNA-binding transcription factor activity, RNA polymerase II-specific. Lineage: Eukaryota; Metazoa; Chordata; Mammalia; Eulipotyphla; Soricidae. Bases 108 to 1460 code for a protein of 450 amino acids. The transcript has 10 exons. The record is from RefSeq and is a predicted model, not a curated record. Gene Ontology annotation, cellular component: nucleus. Gene Ontology annotation, biological process: eye development; brain development; regulation of transcription by RNA polymerase II.